CCGGUGCGGUCCCGCGGGGAGCGAGGCUCUGCCAGGGUGGAGGCGGGAAGAGGCGGCGCACAUUGGCUGCGGCGCCGAGGCCGAGCUGAUAAGGGCAGGCUGCCCCCGCCGUGCUGCAGGACGGGGCUGUGGGCACGGGCACGGGCACGACCAGGGGCACCGCCGAGCGCCAUGCGCCGCGCCAGCCGAGACUACACCAAGUACCUGCGCGGCUCGGAGGAGCUGGGCGGCGGCGCCCCCCACGAGCCCUCGCCCCUGCCGCCGCCGCCGCCGCCGCCGCAGCCCGCGCACCCGCACCCGCCCGCGCCGCCGGCCUCGCGCGCCCUGCUCGCCGCGCUGGUGCUGCUGGGGCUGGGCCAGGCGGUCUGCAGCGUCGCCUUGUUCCUCUACUGCAGGGCGCAGGUAGCGGCGCCGCGGCUCUCCCCGGCGGGCGUCAUGGACCCUAACAGAAUAUCAGAGGAAUACAUACACUGUUUCAGGACAUAUCUAAGAACCCAUGGAAGCACAGAUCUUCAAGAAACAAAAUUAAUGUCUGAAUCAUGCAAGAACAUGGAACAGGCUAUUCAAGGAGUGAUGCAAAAGGAGGUACAAAGGAUCAUUGCUGGAAGAGAGUCACCAGUAUCAGAAAAGGCUAUAAUGGAAGCACCGUGGUCAGACCCUUCAAAGAAAAACAAACCUGAGAAACAGCCCUUUGCCCAUCUUAUUAUUGAUGAUAAGAACAUUCCAACUGGCACAAGGAAAGUGAACCUUACAUCCUGGCAUCAUAACAAAGGCCAGGCAAACUUAUCGAAUAUGACAUUCAUUGAUGGAAGGCUAAUAGUCAAUCAAGACGGGUUUUACUACGUUUAUGCCAACAUUUGUUUCAGACACCAUGAAACUUCAGGAAACCUAACUAGAAAAGGGCUUCAACUGAUGGUGUACGUAACUAAAGCAAACUUUAAGACAAAGCGUGCUGAUGUUCUUAUGAAGGGAGGAAGCACCAAAUAUUGGUCAGGAAAUUCAGAAUUUCAUUUUUAUUCUGUAAAUGUAGGAGGAUUUUUUAAAUUUAAGUUUGGCGAAGUAAUAGGUAUCCAGGUAUCAAACCCAUCAUUACUGGAUUCAUCUCAAGAAGCAACUUAUUUUGGUGCCUUCAAAGUCACAGAGAUAGAUUGAGUUGUUGCAAGAUUUCAUGUCUCAAUGUAUGUUUUCUAUGGCUUUUUACUUAAAAAAAAAAAAGAAAGAAAGAAAAAAAACGGUUCUUGACACAACACACAAUUUGGUCAGAGACUACUGGGAGAUGUAACAAAAUCUUUUGGGGCCCAGUUGCUCCUGUGUAACCAUUGGCAAUGUAUUGUUCAUCUGAUCAGGUUUUGACCUUCAGUGACUCUAGUCACUGCAGAUACAUAAGAUAAGAAUUGCCAUUGACUAGGAUGGACCAUAGGUCCAUCUUGCCCAGCAUCCUGUGUCACAGUGGCAGAAUGGAUGCUGAAAAGGUAUGACUGUGGUUUUUUCCUGCUGUUCCUUUCUCACUUGCCACCCUCAGCAUUUACUAUCUAGGAUGUUCAAAUUUAGAAGCUGUAUCCCUAACUUCCAUGCUCAAUAGUUACAGUGCAAGCAAAUUACACAGCAGGCCUGAGGCUGGUGUGUACCAGUUUAACACCUCUGUAACAUCGUUGACUUCAAUGGAGUUAGGAUGAUAUUACAGCAAAAUCAGAAUCAGGCCUGAUAUUUUUAUGGUUUUGAACUGCUAUUGGCAAAUUCUGCCCCAGCUUUUACACCCCAUGCUACUCUGUUGAUGUCAGUGCAGAUGUAAGAGAGGACAGGAAUUGGCCCAUCAAAUUUGCAAGGGGCUCAGUUCCGCAAGGGAUUCAGCAUUCUGGCCCUGAUCCAGCAAAGCAGUUAAGCAUGUGACCAGAAGCAGAUCUUGGAUUUUGAAAAAAAGGAGGUGGGGAAGAAGGGAAUGUGGUGGAGAGCUCACUGGCACCAGGUGUGACUGCCUGCAAUGGAUGGUUCACUGUCUGUGUAGUAGAAAGUCAAAGGGUGGUGUGAUUGCAGCUCCCCCCCCCCACAAACACACACUUUCUUCUUGAUCUAUCUCUGUAUGUAACUAGCCCUAUUGAAGGCAAUGGGAUCACUCAGAUGGUUAAUUAAAUAUAUGUUGACUUGCUGGGCUGGAUGAAGGCUAGACUGUUCAGUGCUUUGGCAGCAUGAGCUUUAGAUUUUAAGUUAAUGCCAGUGUGAUGAUCUAAACAGAUACUACGUGUGGACUUUUUAGAAGGGCUGUAUAGGGGUUCUCUGUUUACAGUUAUAGAGAGCUAACUGCAAGUCUAUUUUAGUAGCAUUGCACAUGUGUGUACAAAACCAGAAUUCUGAUAUGUUGAAUCCCUUUGAAGUGUUACAUUAUGCCAGAAUCUGCAAAUACUUCUUUUUAAAGCAAAGUAUGUAUUUUUGUAUUCUGUAAUAUCUAAAGUUAUAUUUCAGAUGUAAAUUAUAUUUGUCCUAUAGUAUUUGAUACAAAAUAUUUAAAAAACCUCCUGUUGUUUGUAUAUUUUAAUGUUUUUAAUAUACAGACAUGUUUAACUGGUGCACUUUGAUCCCAAUGGGAAAAAUUGCAGCUAAAAAAGAUUGUUUGCAAUUAGCAAAUGUAAUAUAUUUCUUUUGUUCUUUUUAACUUAAUAGAUUGCUGUUAAACUUGUCAGUAUUAAGAAAGCUAAAACCAAAAUAAUAAAUAAUUGGAUCAGAA
Alligator mississippiensis (American alligator) is the source of this 2722-nucleotide messenger RNA. RefSeq names its product TNF superfamily member 11 (gene TNFSF11). The coding region runs from base 172 to 1152 and encodes 326 amino acids. The transcript is spliced from 5 exons. Lineage: Eukaryota; Metazoa; Chordata; Crocodylia; Alligatoridae. Gene Ontology annotation, cellular component: membrane. Gene Ontology annotation, molecular function: tumor necrosis factor receptor binding. The record is from RefSeq and is a predicted model, not a curated record. Gene Ontology annotation, biological process: immune response.